Messenger RNA from Trichoderma asperellum CBS 433.97, 981 nucleotides. RefSeq lists its product as uncharacterized. The record is from RefSeq and is a predicted model, not a curated record. Gene Ontology annotation, cellular component: nucleus. Gene Ontology annotation, biological process: protein phosphorylation; mitotic DNA damage checkpoint signaling. Gene Ontology annotation, molecular function: protein serine/threonine kinase activity; ATP binding. Lineage: Eukaryota; Fungi; Ascomycota; Sordariomycetes; Hypocreales; Hypocreaceae.
AUGGCCUCUACCUUUUCCGAAUACCAGGCUCCUAUACGCGCAGAGAGAUUCCACUCCCUUGACUAUCUUGGGUGUGGCCCUCACGGGCGAGUAUAUAAGGCUUACGAUGAGAAGAUGGAUUCGGUCGUAGCCGUCAAGAGGCUAGACAUAUCUUCGUCUGCCCAAGAAGACCAGCUCAAACGAGAAAUUAUUUAUUUCAAGAGGAUUAGACACCGCAACCUCAUACCCAUCCACUACGCACUCGUCCGUCCAGGAAUGGCUUUGCUCGUCAUGCCCAUCAAACAAUGCAACCUCUCCGCUCUCAUUCCUAUGCCCUACGAGAUGAAAGACAAAACUUCAACUUUCUACAGCCUGACGAUUCAGAUGCUCUCUGCACUCACGUACCUCCAAGAGGAAGGCAUAUCCCACCGAAACAUCAAGCCCACUAAUAUCCUUGUGCAGACCACUCAGCAAGGCUACGGCUUCUAUCUCACAGACUUUGCACUCACUUAUCCCGAGACCGGCCGUGUCGAUUAUCUCUAUAGUGCCCCUGAGACGCACUCAGAUAUCUAUCCCGUCACGUGCAAGCAAGACGUCUGGUCUCUCUUCGUGACGCUGGCCAUUGCCAGCGGACGAAUUUCCGAGCUCGAGAUGGGCCGCAAAAGCCCUCUAGAAAUGCUCCAAACCCUCAUGGACACAGGCUUUAUGAUGCCUGAGGUGGAGGGCAUGUCGCGGUAUAAUCCCACCCAGAGAGCCUCCGCCUCUGUCAUGUUCCACCGGCUGAGGCCGAAAGAGAAGCUAAACUAUUACGGCGGCGUAGACUAUCCUGAUGUCAGCACUGAAUAUUUUGGCUUAUAUGGAAGCGGCCGGCUGGAGACAGAGCCGCUGGUUCUUGUCGGGCCUAGAGCAGAUCUUCGCGGACUGGAUGGGCCUUUGGGGCUAUCACCAUCAAAUGUUAUCCAAAGGCCAUCUGUAUCUGUGCCGUUGGCACAACCCCUUCCA